Messenger RNA from Sorghum bicolor (sorghum), 354 nucleotides. Its product is annotated as fibrinogen alpha-1 chain-like. The record is from RefSeq and is a predicted model, not a curated record. The coding region runs from base 1 to 354 and encodes 117 amino acids. The transcript has 2 exons. NCBI's taxonomy places the organism in Eukaryota, Viridiplantae, Streptophyta, Magnoliopsida, Poales, Poaceae.
AUGGCCGCCGAUGACGAAGAGCUCUGGCGGUGGAGUCCCCUCCACUCUCUUCCUCCUCCUCCCUCCUUCCUCUGCCUGCUCCUCCCUUCCUCUUCCUCUUCUGUCUCCUCCCUCUCGGGUGGGGGGCUGGCGGCGGGCACUGCGGCGGGGAGCGGCGGGGUGGACGCCGCCGGCCCGGACACGGGUUGCGGGCAGGGUGGCGUCGAGGAGGGGGCGAGGUGGGGGCGGGGUUGGGGCGGUGGGUGGCGGGACGGGAGGCGGGUGGAGGCCGCCGGCACGGAGGCAGAGGGCGGCGGGUGGCGGCCGGAAGGGGGCGGCGGGUGGCGGCGCGGCGGGUGGUGGCGCGGCGUGUGA